GGAUUUGUAUUAGUGGAUUCUGAUGGCGGGGCACUCGGGGGCAGGACACGCCUCGUGGCCUCUCCUCCAAUAGUCCCCUUCCCCAAUCUCGUCCACCAAACCCUAGCUCGCCCGCGCUCGCGCCCGCGCCGCCGCCAUGGACGUCGAGGCGGAGAUCGCGCGCACGCAGGAGGAACGGCGCAAGAUGGAGGAGGCGCUGGCGGCCGGCGCGCCCAUGGCCGUCUCCUCCGUCACCUUCGACACCGACCUCUACGGCGGCGGGGGCGCCGACCCCAACCGCUUCGCCGGCUACGACACCUCCAUCCCGGCGUCCGAGGACGACGCCGCGGAGGAGGACACGGAGGCCGCCAACCCCGCGCCGCGCCGCCUCGCGGCCUACACGGGCCACGCCAUCGCCGCCGCCGACCUCCCGCGCUCGGCCGACGACGACGGGUUGCCCAAGAGGUCCCAGCGCAUCAUCGACCGCGAGGACGACUACCGGCGCCGCCGCCUCAACCAGAUCAUCUCGCCGGAGCGCCAUGACCCGUUCGCUGCCGGGGAGGCCACCCCGGACCCCUCGGUGCGGACCUACGCGGAUGUCAUGCGCGAUGCGGCGCUGCAGAAGAAGAAGGAGGACCUGCUGCGGGAGAUUGCGAAGAAGAAGAAGGAAGAGGAGGAGAAGGAGAAGGAGAACAAGGCUGCUGCUCCCGAGCAGCCUGCUGCCACCACGAAGCGGCGCAACAGGUGGGAUCAGUCGCAGGACAGCGAUGCUGGUUCUGGGGCCAAGAAGGCAAAGACAUCGUCGGACUGGGACGCCCCUGAUGCAACUCCUGGGAUUGGGCGUUGGGACGCAACACCUGGACGUGUUGGAGAUGCCACACCCUCUGUGAGAAGGAAUAGAUGGGAUGAGACGCCGACUCCAGGGAGGAUGGCUGAUGCUGAUGCAACGCCUGCAGCUGGUGGUGUUACCCCGGGUGCAACUCCUUCUGGGGCUUGGGAUGCUACUCCAAAGCUGCCUGGUGGUGUCACACCAACCCCUGGUAAGAAGCAGAGAUCAAGGUGGGAUGAGACGCCGGCGAGUAUGGGGAGUGCCACCCCUGGUAGUCUUGGUGCCGCGACACCUGCUGGCUAUACUCCUGGACCGACGCCAUUUGGUGCAGAGAACCUUGCCACGCCAACUCCUAGCCAGAUUGCUCGUGGCCCGAUGACUCCAGAGCAGUACCAGCUCAUGCGGUGGGAGCGGGACAUUGAGGAGAGGAACAGGCCUCUCACUGAUGAGGAGCUUGACGCCAUGUUCCCGCAGGAGGGGUACAAGAUUCUUGAGCCUCCAGCUUCCUACCAGCCUAUAAGGACCCCGGCAAGGAAGCUUCUUGCAACACCAACACCUCUGGGAACACCACUUUAUGCUAUUCCAGAAGAGAAUCGUGGGCAGCAUUUUGAUGUGCCCAAGGAGGUCGGUGGUUUACCGCUCAUGAAGCCAGAGGAUUACCAAUACUUUGGAACUUUGCUGAAUGAGGAAGAGGAGGAGCAGCUAUCGCCGGAGGAGCAGAAAGAGAGGAAAAUCAUGAAACUAUUGCUCAAAGUGAAGAAUGGCACACCCCCACAGCGUAAAACAGCACUUCGGCAGCUGACAGACAAAGCCCGGGAAUUCGGUGCUGGACCACUGUUCAACAAGAUCCUGCCCUUACUCAUGCAGCCAACAUUGGAGGACCAGGAGCGGCAUCUUCUGGUGAAGGUCAUUGAUAGGGUGCUAUAUAAGCUGGAUGAGCUGGUCCGUCCAUUUGUGCACAAGAUUCUUGUGGUUAUUGAGCCACUGCUGAUUGAUGAGGACUACUACGCUCGUGUUGAGGGCCGGGAGAUCAUCUCAAAUCUUAGCAAAGCAGCUGGUCUUGCCACUAUGAUUGCUGCCAUGCGGCCGGAUAUUGAUAACAUUGAUGAGUAUGUCAGAAACACCACUGCUAGGGCGUUCAGUGUGGUGGCAUCUGCUUUGGGUAUCCCCGCGCUCCUACCAUUCUUGAAGGCUGUCUGUCAGAGUAAGAAGUCUUGGCAGGCUCGGCACACUGGUAUCAAAAUCGUUCAGCAGAUUGCUAUUCUCAUGGGCUGCGCUGUUCUGCCACAUCUCAAGUCACUAGUUGAGAUCAUUGAGCAUGGUCUGAGCGAUGAGAACCAGAAAGUGCGGACCAUUACCGCCCUUUCUCUUGCUGCACUAGCUGAGGCUGCUGCACCCUACGGCAUAGAAAGCUUUGAUACUGUUUUGAAGCCUUUGUGGAAGGGUAUCAGAUCUCACCGUGGGAAGGUCCUUGCUGCCUUCUUGAAGGCCAUUGGUUUCAUCAUCCCUUUGAUGGACGCUCUGUAUGCUAGUUACUACACAAAGGAGGUGAUGCAGGUCCUUAUUAGGGAGUUCCAGUCACCAGAUGAAGAGAUGAAGAAGAUUGUCCUCAAGGUCGUGAAGCAGUGUGUCAGCACAGAGGGUGUGGAGGCUGAUUAUAUCCGGAAUGACAUCCUUCCUGAUUUCUUCAAGCACUUCUGGGUUAGGAGAAUGGCUCUAGAUCGUAGGAACUAUAAGCAACUUGUGGAGACUACAGUGGAGAUGGCGAAUAAGGUUGGAGUUGCUGAUAUUGUUGGGAGGGUUGUUGAGGAUCUGAAAGAUGAAAGCGAGCCCUACAGAAGAAUGGUGAUGGAAACAAUUGAGAAGGUGGUGGCCAACUUGGGCGCUUCAGAUAUUGAUGCUCGUCUAGAGGAGCUGCUUAUUGAUGGUAUUCUGUAUGCUUUCCAAGAGCAGACAAGUGAUGACGCAAAUGUUAUGCUUAAUGGUUUUGGAGCUGUGGUUAAUGCACUUGGACAGAGAGUUAAGCCUUACCUUCCUCAGAUUUGUGGUACCAUCAAGUGGCGUUUGAACAACAAGAGCGCAAAAGUUAGGCAGCAAGCUGCUGAUCUAAUCUCCAGGAUAGCCAUUGUCAUGAAGCAGUGCCAGGAGGAGCAGCUCAUGGGUCACUUGGGUGUUGUGCUGUAUGAGUACUUAGGAGAGGAGUAUCCUGAAGUGUUGGGUUCAAUUCUUGGAGCCUUGAAGGCUAUCGUCAAUGUCAUUGGUAUGACUAAAAUGACUCCCCCAAUCAAGGAUCUUCUUCCUCGUCUGACCCCCAUCUUGAAGAACAGGCAUGAGAAGGUCCAAGAGAACUGCAUUGAUCUUGUUGGUAGGAUUGCUGAUCGUGGAGCAGAAUUUGUGCCAGCAAGGGAAUGGAUGAGGAUUUGUUUUGAGCUGCUUGAAAUGUUGAAGGCUCACAAGAAGGGUAUUAGGAGAGCCACUGUGAACACAUUUGGUUAUAUUGCUAAGGCUAUUGGACCUCAGGAUGUGUUAGCAACCCUGUUGAAUAACUUGAAGGUGCAGGAGCGUCAAAACCGUGUUUGCACAACUGUAGCGAUUGCUAUAGUUGCUGAAACUUGCUCACCUUUCACAGUUUUGCCUGCCCUUAUGAACGAGUACCGGGUCCCAGAGCUCAACGUCCAAAAUGGUGUCCUGAAGUCCCUCUCUUUCCUGUUUGAGUAUAUAGGUGAAAUGGGCAAAGAUUACAUAUAUGCUGUCACUCCCUUACUUGAAGAUGCCCUCAUGGAUAGAGAUCUGGUUCACCGGCAGACUGCUGCCUCUGCUGUUAAGCACAUGGCUCUAGGCGUUGCUGGCUUGGGAUGUGAGGAUGCUCUUGUCCAUCUGCUCAACUAUGUGUGGCCCAACAUUUUUGAGACAUCUCCCCACGUCAUAAAUGCUGUCAUGGAGGCGAUUGAGGGGAUGAGGGUUGCACUAGGUGCAGCUGUGAUUUUGAAUUAUUGCCUGCAAGGUCUCUUCCAUCCAGCAAGGAAAGUGCGAGAAGUGUAUUGGAAGAUCUACAACUCUCUAUACAUUGGUGCACAGGAUGCGCUUGUUGCUUCAUAUCCUGCACUGGAGGAUGAUGGGGAUAACAUCUUUAGCCGGCCCGAGCUGGCAAUGUUUGUCUGAUUAACAUAACCCUUGGGUGAUUAUUGCUGUGGUGUUUACUUAAAACGAUGAUACUAUUCGUAUGACAUCUUUCAUUGUUCUGUGAGCUGUCAAGGCUAUCUAGAUAUGUGCAUCACUAGCUGGCCCUAGUCUGUAGGCAGCGCGUUUGGCACCGAAGUGUUGUUAACGACUGAGCAGUGCUGUAGCAAGCAGUAAUUGGUCACUGUCGUGUUCCUUCUUUUCAUCUUGUUUUUCCUGAUGUCUUUCUGCAAAAGAAGGAUCUGAUGUGCAAACGCAUUGGCAGGCUGGAUGUACUUGUCCAUAUGUCGUCAUCCAUAUGCAUGUGAAGCUUGAACUGGGUGGUAUUUGAGUUGGAGCUUCUACUUAAAUUACUUGGUGUUACAUCUUGUGAUGCAUGUUAUUGAAGUUGCAUCUUCUUUUUUUUGUAUUUGCAGGAUUGUUCCUUCUGAAGGGGGUGCAAUGUUCAGGAAUUAUUUUUCCUGGUUUACUAUAAUUUAGUGCUGAAUUGCUGACACAAUCUGACCUACUGACCAUUUGGGAAAUGCUUUGUUUUCAGGGCACUUUGGGUCAAGCUGCUGAAGAGUUGCACCUGGAUUUAGGACCAGUCCUAGGCGCAGAGUCCCUGUGGCAUGUUUAGUUUACAUUAUGAUCCUAUACAUCCUGAAGGAGAAAUGACAAUGCUAGUUUGCUGUCGUCUUGUUAUGAAUAUUAAGGCAUUGUGUUCUUAAACUUUGUAUUUGCCCCCAGGAUGUUAUAUACUUAGUAAUAUGCUGUGAACCAUGGAGAUCGCGAGCUCCUUCCUGUUUUUUGUUCCCUCGCUGUUUUGUUAGAGGACAUGAGAUGUCUGGUACAUGUCUGCUACAAACUUUUUUCUCGAACACUGCCUGAUACAAACUGGAGAAGUUGUUUGGCGUU
This is a messenger RNA of Panicum virgatum (switchgrass), 4885 nucleotides long. RefSeq names its product splicing factor 3B subunit 1-like. The transcript has 2 exons. NCBI's taxonomy places the organism in Eukaryota, Viridiplantae, Streptophyta, Magnoliopsida, Poales, Poaceae. Gene Ontology annotation, biological process: spliceosomal complex assembly. The record is from RefSeq and is a predicted model, not a curated record. Bases 137 to 3970 code for a protein of 1277 amino acids. Gene Ontology annotation, molecular function: mRNA binding. Gene Ontology annotation, cellular component: catalytic step 2 spliceosome; U12-type spliceosomal complex; U2 snRNP.